This is a messenger RNA of Lasiodiplodia theobromae, 2460 nucleotides long. Its product is annotated as PAK-box/P21-Rho-binding protein. Gene Ontology annotation, cellular component: cytoplasm. Gene Ontology annotation, biological process: protein phosphorylation; regulation of MAPK cascade; intracellular signal transduction. The record is from RefSeq and is a predicted model, not a curated record. The coding region runs from base 1 to 2460 and encodes 819 amino acids. The transcript is spliced from 4 exons. Gene Ontology annotation, molecular function: ATP binding; protein serine/threonine kinase activity. Lineage: Eukaryota; Fungi; Ascomycota; Dothideomycetes; Botryosphaeriales; Botryosphaeriaceae.
AUGGAGCACCCUCCGUCGAGCACGCAGCAGCAGCACCACCACCAUCGCGAGCACCGCCGCCUGACCAAGAAGGCCCCGCCGCCCGUCGCCUACAACCAGCACCGUUCGCUGCGCCGCGCUCCCUCCGCCCCGACCUACCCGCACUUCCACUCGCUCGGCCAUCAGCGCAGCCCGACGGGCGAGUUUCCCUCCUCGUCCAGCUCCUCGCUCGAGCGCCAGCAGAACGCCCUCGACGACUCCGCAUACGCUCACCAGCAGCGCCAGCAACGCCGCUCCGUCACCGAGAAGAGCUCCGCCGAGCUCAUUGGGUCGCCGUUCGACGCCCAGGGCCUGUACCAGAACAUCAACGCCAUCAGCUCCAAGUCCAGCUCGCCCUCGCGCCCGCCGCCCCCGCAGCACUCGCACACGGCGGAUGCCCGCCUCUUCACCCCGCGCCUCAGACAGUCGGCCAGCUUCGCAGCGCUGGGUCGCAAGAUGGAGGCCCUCAACCCCGCAAGGUCCGACGACAACCACCACAAGCGCUUCUCGGGCGAGGUAAAGCCCUCCAAGCUCACCCGCCCUGACACCCUCAAGAAGACCAAGACCGGCUUCACCAACUUCGUGAGCGGCCUCGUCGGCUCGCCGCGCCGUCCCACCAUCAGCACCCCAACCAACCCGCUCCACGUCACCCAUGUGUCGAUCGACAACGACACUGGCGAGUUCACGGGAUUGCCGCGAGAAUGGCAGAACAUCCUCAAAGCGAACGGUAUCACCGAGCAGGAUCAGACCCAACACCCCGAGGCUCUCGUCGAGGUCGUCAACUUCUUCCAGGAGAGCCAGGGCGGCCGCGCCGACGAACACAUCUGGGACAAGCUGGGCCAUGCCCAACCGAGCAGCAACAUUGUGUCGCAGCAAGCUGGCGGCAUGACGCCGCUGAUGAGCCCACCCGUUAGCCCUCGUUUCCCCCGCAAUGCCGAAGACUCUUUCGAGAACCCUCGUGCGCCGCCUCCCAUCCCCCGCCCAGGUCACGCCUCGACCCAGGCCCCGUCGCCCAACGGCGAUAUGGUCCCGCAUCGUCCUGCGCCCCGGCCGCCGCAGGCCCAGCCGCAGCCCAAGGUUAUGCCGCUUCGCCCCGCCCCGCCUGCGCCCGCUGGCAUGGAUCGUGUGCCCGAAGAUCACUCACCUGUCUCGUAUGCUUCGCCCGUUGCCAAUGAGAAUGCUCACACUAAGCCAACCGGUCAACUUAGUCGCUCGAAUACGACCACGGACCCAGCCCCCACGAAUUACGGCCAGCCCCCGACGCAAGGCUCCACGCAGCAAUACCAAGCCCAGCAGGAGCAGGCCAUGCUCGCGGCUCAGCAAUCCAUUGCUCGUCAGCAGGCGCAGAUCGAGCGGACUCGGAGCCAGCGACACUACCAGCAGAACCCUCCUUACCAGCCACCAAACCCACAGCAGCAGUUUGCUCAAGCAACCGACCCGAACAAUGCUCCCCAUACUACCCAGGCACCGCGCAUGGGCCCCGCUCCUCCUGGUGGUCGCCCUGGUCAACGGCGGCAACGGCAGAGUGCUCAGCCUAGCGAUAUCAUCCAGAGGCUGAACGCGAUCUGCAACCCUUCGGAUCCCACCACCAUGUACAGAAAUCUCACCAAGAUUGGACAGGGAGCUUCCGGUGGCGUUUUCACCGCGUACCAGGUUGGCACCAACCGUUGCGUUGCCAUCAAGCAGAUGAACCUGGACCAGCAGCCGAAGAAAGAUCUGAUUAUCAACGAGAUCCUGGUUAUGCGCGAAUCCAAGCACCGGAACAUCGUCAACUUUAUGGAUUCGUUCCUGGUCAAGGGUGACCUCUGGGUGGUGAUGGAGUACAUGGAGGGAGGUUCGUUGACAGACGUCGUUACCUUCAACAUCAUGAGCGAGGGCCAAAUCGCUGCUGUUUCCCGCGAGGUUCUCUGCGGCCUCCAACACCUGCACUCGAAGGGAGUUAUUCACCGCGAUAUCAAGUCGGAUAACAUUCUGCUGUCGUUGGAGGGUAACAUCAAGCUCACGGAUUUCGGUUUCUGCGCGCAGAUUAACGAAUCCGAGCGGAAGAGGACAACGAUGGUCGGCACGCCAUACUGGAUGGCUCCGGAAGUUGUCACGAGGAAGGAAUACGGCCGGAAGGUCGACAUCUGGUCGCUAGGCAUCAUGGCCAUCGAGAUGAUUGAGGGAGAGCCUCCGUACUUGAACGAGUCUCCCCUUCGCGCUCUUUGGCUCAUUGCAACCAACGGUACUCCUACCAUUAAGGAGGAGCACAACCUCACGCCUGUUUUCAAGGAUUUCCUUGCCUUCGCUCUGAAGGUUGAUCCUGAUAAGCGUGCGAGCGCCCACGAUCUGCUCACUCACCCGUUCAUUCAGACGGCUGAACCCCUCGCCACUCUUGCGCCCCUGGUCAAGGCCGCCAGACAGGCCCGCGCUGAGGAGCGGCGCAAGAAGGGUGGCGCUUAG